GAGCAGAGAGAGAAGAUGGUGGAAGGGAAAGCAUGUUCCCCACAGGGGGUGUUUGCCCACCUGGAAAUGCUGGAGGCGCAGGCUCACGAGGCAGCCCUGAAGGAAGAGGAAAUGGAGCAGCAAGAAGAGAAACUGGUCAACCUGAAGGCGAGAGUGGAAGAGCUGAGACUCCGGAGGGACGAGCUGCGGGCUAAAGUGGACCUGCAGGAAAAGAGGCAACUUGGGAAAGAAGAAGUCGCAUCGGGUUCAGCCCAGCCCAGCGCUCAGGCUAUGUUAGAGUGGAAGCUUAGAAGCGUUAAGGCCAUGCUGCAAAUCUUUUACCUCACAGGGAUCAGUGGCAAGCUGACCAAGCGGGGAGUCUGCUUCUGCAUCAGCACCGCUUACGAGAGCACCUACCUGGAUUCCUACCACCUGGACCUGCUCACCAAGCCAGAGGUGCGGAUUUACCGCCACUCCGUCCCUAUCUUCAUCCCCCUGGAGCAGAUCGCCCAGAAGUACCUGCAGACGGACAUCAGGCGCUUCCUGUCCGUCCUGUCCGACCACCUCAACGCUUACGCUGGGAGGAGGUACCAGGCAGACCAGUUACAGGAGCACUUUUCAGACCAGAUAGAAGGAACCUUGCAGAGGAACUCCCUGUGUAACCUGCUGGUCUUUAAUUACAACGUGUCGAGGAAGAGCCAGACCUUUCCAUUCAAUGCCAGGCUGCUUUACGGAGAUCCCUGUUGCAGCCUCCCCACUGAAGCCAUCGUUUCCUGCAGGC
This is a messenger RNA of Mesitornis unicolor (brown roatelo), 760 nucleotides long. It is a transcript of the gene CENPO, whose product is annotated as centromere protein O. The record is from RefSeq and is a predicted model, not a curated record. Gene Ontology annotation, cellular component: kinetochore; Mis6-Sim4 complex. The annotation marks the transcript as partial. The transcript has 5 exons. Lineage: Eukaryota; Metazoa; Chordata; Aves; Mesitornithiformes; Mesitornithidae.